Messenger RNA from Hevea brasiliensis (rubber tree), 884 nucleotides. RefSeq names its product phenylacetaldehyde reductase-like. The transcript has 4 exons. Gene Ontology annotation, molecular function: oxidoreductase activity, acting on the CH-OH group of donors, NAD or NADP as acceptor. The record is from RefSeq and is a predicted model, not a curated record. Lineage: Eukaryota; Viridiplantae; Streptophyta; Magnoliopsida; Malpighiales; Euphorbiaceae. Bases 203 to 793 code for a protein of 196 amino acids.
CGGGAUGUGUGCUUUCACAACAUAUUUGGUCUGCAAAUCUUUCUUGUGAUCUAAUUUCACAGGGUCGUCUUUAUUUUUUUUUUUUUCCUAAUUCUUCAUAUUUCAGUCAGAUUUGAUUGAUCCUGCAGUAAAGGGAACACUAAAUGUGCUAAAGUCAUGUGCAAAGGUUCCUUCUCUCAAGAGAGUGGUUGUAACAUCUUCAAUGGCAUCAGUUUUAUACAGAGAAAAACCUUUGAAUCCUGAUGAUGUAGUUGACGAGACUUGGUUUUCAGAUUCUGCAUUUUGUGAGUCAAGGAAGCUUUGGUAUCCUGUUUCAAAAAUCUUAGCAGAGGAGGCUGCUUGGAGAUUUGCAAAAGAGAAUGGAAUUGACUUGGUUACCAUACAUCCAGGGGUUGUGAUUGGCCCUCUCUUGCAGCCCACUCUUAGUACUAGUAUGGAGGUGUUUGCACAAUACGCCAAAGGAGCUCAAACAUAUUUAUAUGAUAAUUGGUAUCUUGUUGAUGUUAGAGAUGUUGCCAAUGCACAUAUUGAAGCUUUUGAAUUGGCUUCAGCCCGUGGCAGAUAUUGUUUAGUUGAAACAGUUGUGCACUUCUCUGAGUUUUUGAAGAUUGUUCACAAACAUUACCCAACUCCGCACAUUCCUGAAAAAUGUCAAGAUGACAAAUCUUUUGUUCCAAAACAUGAGGUAUCAAAGGAGAAAGCAAAAGCUUUGGGCAUUGACUUCAUUCCUUUGGAACUGAGUGUUGUAGACACCAUUGAAAGCUUGAAGGAGAAAGGCUUUCUUAAUGUCUGAAUAAUUGAGAAAUUACGGAGACAAAUAAAAAUGGAAAUGGAAGGCAGACCUCAAUUAAAUAACUUGUAUCCAAAGCUUCGCCUUGUCUUAA